This is a messenger RNA of Siniperca chuatsi (mandarin fish), 3849 nucleotides long. RefSeq names its product hepatocyte growth factor-regulated tyrosine kinase substrate (gene hgs). The transcript has 19 exons. Bases 148 to 2553 code for a protein of 801 amino acids. Gene Ontology annotation, molecular function: metal ion binding; phosphatidylinositol binding; ubiquitin binding. Lineage: Eukaryota; Metazoa; Chordata; Actinopteri; Centrarchiformes; Sinipercidae. The record is from RefSeq and is a predicted model, not a curated record.
GGCGGAAGUGGGAGGUAGGAAGAGCUGUACAGCUGUGCUCCGUGUAGCUAGCAGAGAAGCUAACAGGCUAACCUCAGCGGUGAAAAUAUCAGGAUCCGUUGACCAAACAAGACGUCUCGACAGCUACUUUGAGACUUUGAGUUUAACAUGGGGAAAGGUGGAGGUACAUUUGAGAGGCUUCUCGAUAAAGCCACCAGUCAGCUGCUGCUGGAGACUGACUGGGAAUCCAUUCUGCAGAUCUGUGAUCUCAUUCGACAAGGAGACGCACAAGCUAAAUAUGCUAUCGGUGCCAUUAAAAAGAAGCUGAAUGAUAAAAAUCCACAUGUGGCCCUUUAUGCACUUGAGGUCCUGGAGUCAGUGGUGAAGAACUGUGGCCAGACAGUCCACGAUGAGGUGGCAAGUAAACAAACUAUGGAGGAACUGAAGGAUUUACUCAAGAAACAGACGGAACCAAACGUCAGAAACAAGAUCUUGUACCUGAUCCAGGCGUGGGCUCACGCCUUCCGCAACGAACCCAAAUAUAAGGUGGUUCAAGACACCUAUCAGAUCAUGAAAGUGGAAGGUCAUGUGUUCCCAGAGUUUAAGGAGAGUGAUGCGAUGUUUGCGGCUGAGAGAGCCCCAGACUGGGUUGAUGCUGAGGAGUGCCACCGGUGCAGAGUCCAGUUUGGAGUUAUGACAAGAAAGCACCAUUGUCGAGCCUGUGGCCAGAUUUUCUGUGGAAAGUGUUCGUCCAAGUACUCCACCAUUCCAAAGUUUGGCAUAGAGAAGGAAGUGCGUGUGUGCGAGCCGUGCUUUGAGCUGCUUAACAACCACCCCUCCCUCUCUCCUCCACUUAGGAAAGCUGAAGGAAAAGCACCCGCCCCAGGCCCUGCCGAGCUGCCUCCUGAGUACCUGACCAGCCCGCUGUCCCAACAAUCACAGGAUCUUACCAUUGCUCCGCUCUCUCACCAGAUGCCCCCCAAGAGAGAUGAGGCGGCACUGCAGGAGGAGGAGGAGCUGCAGCUGGCCAUCGCCCUUUCUCAAAGUGAAGCUGAGGAGAAAGAGCGACUGAGGCAAAAGAACUCCUACUCAGUGUAUCCCAAAGCUGAUCCCACUCCAGUGACUUCCUCAGCACCACCAGUCAGCACCCUAUACACUUCCCCUGUGAACUCCUCUGCUCCAUCAGCUGAAGAUGUAGACCCUGAGCUGGCCCGUUACCUGAACAGAACGUACUGGGAGAAGAAACAGGAAGAGGCUCGCAAGAGUCCCACCCCCUCAGCCCCUGCCCCUGCACCACUGGCUGAGCCCCUUCCGGCAAUCAGUCAGCCGAUCAGUCAGCCGAUCAGUCAGCCUGUAGAAAGCCAUGUCCCUCCUGUCCAGCCAGUCAGCAUAGUGGAGCAGCAGUACCAGAACGGAGAGUCAGAGGAGAACCAUGAGCAAUUUCUGAAGGCUCUGCAGAAUGCUGUCUCCACCUUCCUCAACCGCAUGAAGAGCAACCACUUGCGUGGGCGCAGCAUCACCAAUGACAGCGCUGUGCUCUCACUCUUCCAGUCCAUUAACAACAUGCAUCCUCAGCUGCUGGACAUCCUCAACCAGCUAGAUGAGAAGCGAUUGUACUACGAGGGACUGCAGGACAAGUUGGCUCAGGUGCGUGAUGCUCGGGCAGCCCUCAACGCCCUUCGGGACGAACACAGAGAGAAGCUGCGUCGUGCCGCAGAGGAAGCAGAGAGACAGAGGCAGAUCCAGCUGGCACAAAAACUGGAGAUCAUGAGGCAGAAGAAACAGGAGUACCUGGAGAUGCAAAGACACCUGGCCAUCCAGCGCCUCCAGGAGCAGGAGAAGGAGAGGCAGAUGCGUUUGGAGCAGCAGAAGCACACAAUCCAGAUGAGAGCCCAAAUGCCUGCUUUCUCUCUGCCCUACGCCCAGUUGCAGUCUUUGCCCCCCAAUGUGGCAGGAGGGGUGGUGUACCAGCCUGGUGCUCCACCCAGCUACCCAGGCACAUUCAGCCCUGCUGGUUCUGUGGAGGGCUCACCUAUGCACAACAUCUAUAUGAACCAGCCUGGGCAGACUGCACCACCACAGUACCAGGCUAUGCCCGGUCCUGCCACAGAUCCCAAUAUGGUUAAUGCGUACAUGUACCAGGCUGCAGGCGCCAAUGGGCAGCCUGCUCCUCCUGGUCAAGCUCCACCCAAUACUAGUCCACCCUACUCCAACUAUCAGCCCACACCCACACAGGGCUACCAGAAUGUGGUCUCUCAGGCCCAGAGUAUGCCCCCCAUGUCCCAGGCUGCCCCCACUAACGGUAUGGGUUACAUGAGCUACCAGCCAUACAACAUGCAGAACAUGAUUUCAGCAUUGCCAGGACAGGACCCCAAUAUGCCCCCACAACAGCAGUACAUGCCAGGCCAGCAGCCCAUGUACCAACAGGUGGCUCCCCCUGGUGGCCCACAGCAUCAGCAGCAGCAGCAACAGCAGCAGCAGCAGCAGCAGCAGCAGCAGCAGCAGCAGCAGCAGCAGCAGGCCCUUCAGGCUGUGCCCGGCAGUGCAGAGGCACAGCUCAUCUCCUUCGAUUGAAAUCCCACAUGCUGCAGGGUCUGACACACUACACCCUCUCUCCUCCUUUUGGUCUUUCCCCCCACUCUCUGAACUCUGAGGAUGCCCUCCAGAAACACACCCACCUCCCACCUUCCCCCUUGCUGUGAUGUUGUGGCAAUGUAAAAUAUUGUGAUGAUGUUGCAGAACUGUUGCUCUCCUUGACUCUCCCCCACUGAAGUAUGGGAAUGCGGGGUGAAGCUGCAAGAGAGGGCACCAUAACCCAGACCCUUUCACCCUUUUCCUCCCUCUUUCCAGCUGAUAUGUAUGUAGUUAUUUCCUUAUUAAAAGAAAAACUGAAGCUCAGAAAUAGUCAGUGGUAUUAAAGUUAAAAAUGAAUAAGAAAAAUCUGAUAAUAAUUGAGAAAAAAGACAAGACAUAACCAUCCUUUGUCUCAUAUUUUUCUAAAGCAAAAUUUGCAUGUUAAAUUUUUUAUUAUUUUCUGGAAUGGAAGUGAAUUAUUGCAACCUAUCCUAACAUUUUGGGGUAGUGAUUGAAAGAGAUCUGUAUGUGCUGUUUAAGAGAUUGUGGGUGUGGGGAUAAAGAGUGAUGUCAAGAGAGAGAAAGCACAGUCAAUGGCACUCACAUCUCCAUCAGGUUCACUGCUUGCCAUUCCAGCUUGUAGUUUUUGAUUCCAUCCUUUCUCAUGCACAGACAAACCAGGGUCAUCUUCUCUUGUUUUGGCAUUUAUUUGUUGUGCACUGUUCGGAAUAUUGAGCGUCUUUGUGUAGUUUCAUAAAUGACGAAACACAUUGCAGGGAUUGUAUGUUGUGGGAGGAGUGUUAGAAAAUUUAACUGGGUGGUUGUUUAAUCCUCACGUAAUAUACUUUCAUAGAUGAAAUCAUUGAAAUUACACAACUAGUGACAUAAAAUAUACAUACUAAAACAGUCUAGCAACUUUAAUAGCAUCCUGCAUCUUUUUAUUAAAAUGAUUUGUGUUGCUGUACAUAAAGUACCGUCACAAGACAAGACUGACAGAAGCAUAGGACCAUAACUAUAAUUAACUGCAAAUGGCCUCCAGGCACCCCACGUUGUGUGCAUUUAGUUGUAACUGUCACAAAUGGGCAGUCUUUUCUAAAGUGUACUUGGCUCUCCAGAAAUGUGGAAAUACUUGCAGAGUGAACAUGACGUGUCGCAUGUAUCUAUCACACACCUAAUCAGUGAUUUCUGUAACCCUUCAGUUGCCAUCUGUGAACUUCUUUUUUUCCAUCAUACUGAUCUGUCUGACUUUAAAGUAAUUUUAAAAUUAUAUUUAAUAAAUAUCUGGUUCUUAUUGUC